Molecule: messenger RNA, 330 nt
Organism: Diaporthe citri
Lineage: Eukaryota; Fungi; Ascomycota; Sordariomycetes; Diaporthales; Diaporthaceae
Exons: 3
Coding region: 1-330 (109 amino acids)
Source: RefSeq, a predicted model, not a curated record
AUGUCGGUUGACGCAAGUUUCUUCCGCAGCACAGUCAAGGAUCGGUGCAUCUACGAUGGCGCGUCGAUGCAGGCCGGAAACAACACCAUGAGCGGAAACCUCUGCGCAUACGUAGAAGGCGAGACCAGGGUCUGGGCGUGUUCAGCCUCGGACAGUGUUCAGCCAGUGGCUCCGACUAGUGCUGCAGAGCGCGCAUUAUCCAGUGCUACCGUCGCUAACGACUGCUUCGGCGGCGGGAUCUACAGCCACUGGGUCCUCAUCAUCAGGACUCACAGCCACCGAAUCCCCCACGGCCUCGGGUUCUUCGGUGGCAGGAUCUACAGCUACUGA